CUCGCGCAGGGGCGGAGCGGCCGCGGAACCGGAGCGGUAUGUGGGCGCUCGGACGGCGCGCAGUCGCGGGCCUGGCGUCCCGGGCCUCGGUCUCGGUCGGGAUCCCGCGCUGGAGGGAGCCUAUCGGAGCGUGCGGCCACCGAGGCCUGCAGGUCACGAUCAGCUCGGCCUCCGCCGUCCGCCACUCAAGUUUGAACCUCCAGUACCUCAAUCAGAUUCUGAACAUCAAAAGGAAGAGUGUCUGUGUGGUGCAGUUGAGGAACUCGGGAACUUUGAACAAUCCAAGCUCUCUAGACGAGACAGCUUAUGAAAGACUUGCGGGGGAGACGCUGGACGCCCUGGCGGAGUUCUUUGAAGACCUUGCAGACAAGCCCUGUACCCUGGAGGACUAUGACGUCUCUUUUGGGGGCGGCGUGCUAACCAUUAAACUGGGCGGGGAUCUAGGGACCUACGUGAUCAACAAGCAGACCCCAAACAAGCAAAUUUGGUUAUCUUCUCCCUCCAGUGGCCCUAAGCGCUAUGACUGGACUGGGAAGAACUGGGUGUACUCCCAUGACGGCGUGUCCCUGCACGAGCUGCUGGCCAGGGAGCUGACUAAGGCCUUAAAUACCAAACUGGACCUGUCUUCCUUGGCCUAUUCUGGAAAAGGCGCUUGAGCACCCACCAGAUUCAGAGACAUUAAAGCUAUCAGGCCAAGACCCCUGCUUUCUUCUGUAGUUGGGUGUCUGGUUUCCCAUGCCUGCUUCUGAGGACAGUCACACUGUGUAUGACAGCCCUGUGAAAAAAAGUGUUGUCUCCCA
This is a messenger RNA of Arvicola amphibius (Eurasian water vole), 800 nucleotides long. It is a transcript of the gene Fxn, whose product is annotated as frataxin. The transcript has 5 exons. Gene Ontology annotation, biological process: iron incorporation into metallo-sulfur cluster; intracellular iron ion homeostasis. The coding region runs from base 39 to 656 and encodes 205 amino acids. Lineage: Eukaryota; Metazoa; Chordata; Mammalia; Rodentia; Cricetidae. Gene Ontology annotation, molecular function: ferroxidase activity; 2 iron, 2 sulfur cluster binding; ferric iron binding. The record is from RefSeq and is a predicted model, not a curated record. Gene Ontology annotation, cellular component: mitochondrion.